CCCAGACCCAUACAUCCAGGAACUCCAACCCCACAUUGCUCAUCGCAAAUUCACGACUUGCAUCACCUCAUCCCGAUUCAUCGAGCUACAGGCGAGCUUCCCAUUGCUUCUCUUUGCAGCCUGUAUCACUCCACCGCCCGUCCUGUCAACUUACAGCACUCCUCAUACCCCGCCAUAGCUCCUGAACGACAUCCGCGCUAAGAAUGGAGGACAACUUCGAUUCAGUUCAGUGGCGCGACGACGACGAGGAUUCGGUAGAUGAUUUCGCACACCACGCCUCAUCUUCCGUCAAGAGCCCGGUUGGAGGAGCAAACGGCGGCAGUAGUUCAAGCUCCACAGAACACCAACACCAUCAGCAACUCUCGCCGGGACUGCAGGCGGGUCCGAACGCAGAUGCCCUCGAUCUUGCCGGCGUCGGCCGCGGAGUCCUGGAGACAUUUGUUUCCGACCCUCAGACCGAGGGUGAAGGUACUAAGGAUGCCUACGUGUCGUAUCGUGUCACAACCAAGACCGAUUUUCCGACGUUCCAAAAACCGCAUGUUGAUGUAAGGCGACGGUUCACCGACUUUGUAUACCUGUGGAAGACGCUUUCGCGAGAGUUUCCGGCUUGUGCGGUGCCGCCAUUACCGGAGAAGCAUAAGAUGGAGUACGUCCGCGGUGACCGUUUCGGACCCGAUUUUACGCAGCGCCGGGCCCAUUCCCUCCACCGUUUCCUGAAGCGAUUAACCCUCCACCCGUCGCUCCGACGGACCCCAAUACUGACCGUCUUCCUCGAAUCUCCCGACUGGAAUGCACAUAUGCGGUUGCGCCCAACGCGCGGCAACACCGGACAAGCCCCGGACAGCGGAGGAGGCGUGUUCGACGGCCUUACCGAUACUUUCUUGAAUGCGUUCUCAAAAGUCCACAAGCCCGACGAUCGCUUCAUCGUGGUCCGCGACCGCGCCGACAAGCUCGACGAGGACCUGACCCACGUGGAGAAGCUCAUCGCACGGGUAGUCCGCCGGGAAGCGGAUAUGGAGAGCGAUUACUCGGAUCUUUCGAAGGAGUUCUUGAAGAUCGUCGAGCUAGAGCCAGAGCUGGAUCAAACUAUUCGCGCGUUCUCCACAGGCGUCAAGGAGACCAGCGAAGGCUUGCGAGCGCUCAAGGAACAUACCGAUCAGGAUUAUCUGAGCUCGCUCAGGGACAUGGAGGCAUACAUCGGCGCCGUAAAACAGCUCCUGAAAUCCCGCGAGCAAAAGCAGCUGGACUAUGAAGGACUCAUGGAUUAUCGUGAACGCGCGAGCAUGGAGAGGGACCAUAUUGCGUCUGCGCCGGUGGGCUCGACAGGACUCGGCGGCCCAACCGGGUUCCUGAGGAGCAAGAUCGAGGAUGUCAGGGGCGUUGAUCACGAGGCGUCGAGGCGCGAAAGGGUCCGCAAGCUGGAACACAAGAUCGAUAUGCUCAACAAGGAGGCGGAGGAGGCAAGGAAGAUCACGGAAAGCUUUGACGAGGAGGUGUUGCGUGAGGUGGCGGAUUUUGAGAGGAUCAAAUGCAUUGAGAUGAAGGAUACGCUGGGCGGGCUGGCCGACGCGAAUGUCAAGUUCUACAAGGGCAUGGUCGAGACGUGGGAGAAGAUGCUGAAGCAGCUAGAUGAGCAGCCUGCGUAGCUAUCUGGCCGACGCGGUAAUGAUGUAGGUGUUGGUUGUAUGAAGGGUUUCUUUGCUGCUGCUGUAAUGCAUGCGUCGAUGUGAUGCGCUUGUUUCGUAUGUCUGCCUGCCUACGGCUUCACUUGUCGGCGUAAAAUUACCUGUACCGUACGAUCGCUUCACACAGCAAGCCACUGAGU
This is a messenger RNA of Tricharina praecox, 1825 nucleotides long. RefSeq lists its product as uncharacterized. Lineage: Eukaryota; Fungi; Ascomycota; Pezizomycetes; Pezizales; Pyronemataceae. Gene Ontology annotation, biological process: autophagy; cytoplasm to vacuole targeting by the Cvt pathway. Gene Ontology annotation, molecular function: phosphatidylinositol binding. The transcript has 3 exons. The record is from RefSeq and is a predicted model, not a curated record. Gene Ontology annotation, cellular component: phagophore assembly site. The coding region runs from base 204 to 1646 and encodes 480 amino acids.